GGCCGGGCGCUGAAGAUGUCCGAGGUGCGGCCGCCCCCGCUGCGGGCGCUGGACGAUUUCCUGCUGGGCCCCGCGCGCCUGGCGGCCCCGGACCCGCGCGACCCGCAGCGCUGGAGGAACCGGGUCCUCAACAACCUGCUCUACUACCAGAGCAACUACGGGCUGGGCCUGGGGCUGGCGCUGCUGCUGGGGGGGUACUUCCGGCCCCUGCACACCCUGCUCUCCGGCUCCGCCGUGACCCUCAUCUUCGUCGCCUUCGUCUGGGCGGCCGAGAACAAAGCCCCGAUUCGGCGCUUCCGGCGCAGCUACCCCGGCGCCAGCCUCCUGGCCGUGCUGGGCAGCGCCUAUGGCCUGGUGUCUCUCUUGGGGGGCUCGGAGGUCUUCCUGCUGACAGUCGCCCUGCCCAUCUCCAUGAUUCUCAUCCACGCCUCCGUUCGCCUCCGGAACCUCAAGAAUAAAAUCGAGAACAAGAUCGAGAGCAUUGGGCUGAAGAGGACGCCCAUGGGGCUACUGCUGGAGGCGAUGGGCCAGGAACAAGAAGCUGGCUCUUAAGGAGUGAGACGGACACCGCCCCCCCUCCGCCGUCCUUCCCACCAGCCCCUCACCGUUGCCUCGGGCCUGCGCUUCGCUACUCUCCUACAUGCCCGCCCGCACUGCCGUGAAGAUGCAGCUUCCCCCUGAGUCGAGCCAGGGCCUUGAAGUUGGACAUGGGGAGGGGAUGAGCUACAGCUAACCUGUGGAACUACCUGCCACAUGAUUUGAUACAGAGGACCAGAUAAUUUAGCCAGAGGGGGUGUGGGGGGGAAGAUGUGGAACUACUUGCCAGAUGAUUUGACCCAGAGGUCCGGAGACUUUAGCAGGGGACAAAGGGCUCUAGUUUACAUGUGGAACUACCAACCACAUGAUUUGACCCAGAGGCCUGGAGAGCUUAACAGGAGGAUGAGCUGUGGUUAAUCUGUAGAACUACCUGCCACAUG
Molecule: messenger RNA, 977 nt
Organism: Mauremys mutica (yellowpond turtle)
Lineage: Eukaryota; Metazoa; Chordata; Testudines; Geoemydidae
Product: PRA1 family protein 2-like
Exons: 3
Coding region: 16-552 (178 amino acids)
Cellular component (GO): membrane
Source: RefSeq, a predicted model, not a curated record